UAUAAAUGGUUUUGUAUAGUGGUUUUUUCAAUAUUUUAUUUCACAAUUGAAUUAUGAAUUUGCUCACGUGCUACAUAUAUAUGGUCUUUGAGUUUAAGUCGUCUAUUAAUUUUCUAUCUUCUUUCUCCAAUAAUUAAGUUAAUAAUAAUAAUAAUAAAAAAAAAAAUUCAUAGCUAUAUAAAUAGCCUCUUGCUCUGCAUAUUAGUUGUAUUCAACCAAAGUUGUCUAUUUAAUAAAUGUUUCUUUCUCUCUCUCUCUCAAAAUAUUGCUCUCUUCAACCAUAGUCUCUCCUGUUUCUAUACACUGAUCGAGUACACGUUAUGAUGAAACAUAAUCUUCAAGAGAGAGGUUUGUUCUCAUUGCGUCGAGAUGGAAGAGAAGAAGAUGAUAAUAAAGUGGAUAAAAUACUGAAUCCAUGGGCAGCAGACUCUCGACUAUGGAAUUUUAUAUUCUUAGCUUCAUGUCUAAUUGGAGUCUCAAUUGAUCCAUUGUUCCUCUACGUACCAAUUGUAGACGAUAAUCGAAAAUGCCUCAAAAGAGACUAUAAUAUGGAGAUCAUAGCUCUUGUUUUGCGAUCUGUUACUGAUUUGUUUUACGUUUUCCAUGUCUGUUUUCGGCUUCAUAAUGCCUUGAAAAUGUCCAAAGAACUUCAUGUAUCCAUUUUCACAAAUUUUCCGUGGUUUCAUCUUCUGAUCGAUAUUUUGUCCAUUCUUCCUCUUCCUCAGGUGGUAGUUUUACUAUACUUUUCCCAAAUUACAGGAUCAAGAUCUUUGAGUGGAAGAAAGUUCAUCAACUUAAUACUUCUUCUCCAAUAUGUGCCUCGUCUUCUUCGUGUGUACUUAACAGCUAAAGAGAUAGGAAAGGGUUUCGACUCACUCAUCAGUCAACGUGUAUGGGUCAGAUGUGCCUUCUUCUUUUUCGUCUACCUUAAUUUUGGUCAUGUUUUCGGAGCGUUUUGGUACUUCUAUUCAAUUUUUCGCGAGACAGCUUGCUGGCACGAAGCUUGUAAAUAUCACAUGCCAAAACAAUGUACACCUGGUCCUUUUGAUUGUAGUCUUGGAAUUGAAAGUCAUCCCAUAAAGAAUUUGACAAAGUUAAAUCAGUAUUGCCCAAUCAAUCCACCAGAUCCAAAAAUCUUCAAUUUUGGAAUGUUUUCGGGAGCUAUUGAGUCUCGCAUAGUCAACAAUACUGAUUUUCCCACGAAAUUCACUCGUAGUUUUUUCUGGGGCUUGAAAAAUUUGAGUUCUUUUGGUUCCAACCUUGACACAAGUGGCAAUAUUGUAGAAAACUUGUUCGCAAUUCUCAUUUCAAUCUUGGGUUUACUAUUAUUUUUAUAUCUUAUUGGAAAUUUGCAGACAUAUAUGCAGUUGGAAACUACAAAAUCAGAAGAGGAUAGGAAAAAGAUAAGCAUCAUACAACCAGAAAUAGAUUCUUAUCUCACAAACCAUGGCAUUCCAUCUCGAAAAAAGAAACUCAUCAACAAAUACCUAAGUCGAAAAAUUAGACAAGGCGAAGAUAUUGAUGUCAAAUAUCUCUUUUCUAUACUCGAGGAGCAUGCUGAUCAAGGCCAACACAAGAGUCAUGAGACAUUUGCAGCUUGGGUAACUAAAUUAUCGGAUAUGAAAAAGGAUGAGAGUAGUACAAUGGAGCAAAAGGUAGAGCUGUGGAUAUCAAAAAAUGGAAUCCCUAAUGAUUUAAAGUUGAAGAUUAAGAAAUAUGUCAAGUUUAAAUUGCAAGAAGGAAAAGAUAUAAAUAUUGAGCAUCUUAUGUAUAUUCUUCCUCCAACACUAAGAAUCUGUAUGACAGAGCACAUGUGUUUCUCUAUCUUGAAAAAAGUUCCAUCAUUCCGAAACAUAGAUGAAAAUGUUUAUGAAACGAUAUGCAAAUUUCUAAAGCCAGUUACAUAUUUGGAGAACAGUUAUAUUAUUCGAAAGGGAGAGCCUAUUGAUAUGGUGCUCUUCAUCACACAAGGUACUAUGUGGACAUUUGGAAAUGGCAUCAUUCCUAUGAAUCGCCUUCAAAAAGGCGACUACUAUGGAAAUGAACUCAUAGAAUGGCAAUUGAACUCAACAUUCUAUUAUGAGUUUCCAAUCUCGACUUGUAAUCUCAAAUCGCAUACUAAAGUUGAAGCCUUUGUUUUGAUGGCAAAUGACUUGGAACAUGUACUCUCGAGUUGUUGGUCUAAGUUCUCUAAAAGAUAUUCAACCAUUGAAGCUAUGUCUGAAGGCAUAAAAUUUUUUGCAGCUACUACUGUGCAACGAGGAUUUCAUCGUUACAUGAAAAAUAAAAAAGCACAACAGAAGACUAUACUCAACAUAUGUGUGAAUUGAUUAUAUCAGUCUUAAUUAGGGUUGUAAUAACGAACACAUACAUCGCUUAUGUUUCUUUGUUUCUUGGUUGUAAUAUUGGCCGUAUUGAUUUAGGGUUUCAUUUGUUGUUGCAGUUGCUCUUGUUUUAUGUUUAUUAUUCUUUUUUGUUUUGCACUUAAUAAUGUUUAUCUUGAGACUAGGGUUUCUUUUAUA
Molecule: messenger RNA, 2522 nt
Organism: Cannabis sativa
Lineage: Eukaryota; Viridiplantae; Streptophyta; Magnoliopsida; Rosales; Cannabaceae
Product: putative cyclic nucleotide-gated ion channel 13
Exons: 9
Coding region: 321-2330 (669 amino acids)
Source: RefSeq, a predicted model, not a curated record